This is a messenger RNA of Impatiens glandulifera, 860 nucleotides long. RefSeq names its product LIM domain-containing protein WLIM1-like. The record is from RefSeq and is a predicted model, not a curated record. NCBI's taxonomy places the organism in Eukaryota, Viridiplantae, Streptophyta, Magnoliopsida, Ericales, Balsaminaceae. The transcript has 5 exons. Gene Ontology annotation, cellular component: plasma membrane; actin cytoskeleton. Gene Ontology annotation, molecular function: actin filament binding. Gene Ontology annotation, biological process: actin filament bundle assembly. The coding region runs from base 78 to 662 and encodes 194 amino acids.
CUUCAUCUUCUUCUUCUUCCCAGCUUCAGCAGUCUCUGCAAAUCCUUCAUUUUAGAGAGAGAAAGAAUUGAUUGAAAAUGGCAUUUGCAGGUACAACCCAGAAAUGUAACGCAUGUGAAAAGACAGUUUAUCUUGUUGAUAAGCUUACUGCUGAUAAUCGUAUCUUUCACAAAGCUUGUUUUCGAUGCCAUCAUUGCAGGGGAACCCUUAAGCUGGGGAAUUACAAUUCCUUUGAAGGGGUCUUAUAUUGCAGACCCCAUUUUGAUCAGCUCUUCAAAAGAACUGGUAGUCUUGAGAAAAGUUUUGAAGGGACACCUAAGAUAGUUAAGCCAGAGAAAAUAGUGGAUACAGAGAAACCUUCGAUUGUUAAAGUUUCUGGUAUGUUUGGAGGAACAAGGGAGAAAUGUGUUGGUUGUAAGAACACUUGUUAUCCAACUGAAAGGGUAACUGUGAAUGGGAGUUCAUACCACAAGAGUUGUUUCAAGUGUAGCCAUGGAGGCUGUGUUAUUAGCCCGUCGAACUACAUUGCCCAUGAAGGGCGGCUUUAUUGCAAACACCACCAUACUCAGCUUAUAAAGGAGAAGGGAAACUUGAGCCAGCUUGAAGGAGGCAAUGACAAUAAGGAACCUGCAGUUGCAAAUGGACAAAUGGCUAUUGCCUAAGUGAUUUUUAUCUUGUUUAUUUGUUGUUUUUUUGGCAUUUCAUUUCCUCCUCUAUGGAUUGUUCUUAUGCAUCUUGUGAAAUACCAUUUUUUUGUGAAAGAAAAAGAUGGGUUUUUCUUUAUUUUAUCAUAUGGAGAUUUUAUCAUUUAUUACUAUGGAUUGUCUUAUUAAUAAUAGAAUGUGUUAGUUUCAUUUCUU